GUUGUUCAUCUAAGAGCUACCGGAGGUGCUCCAAUUCUGAAACAAUCUAAAUUCAAGAUUUCAGGGACUGACAAGUUUGCCAAAGUGAUUGACUUUCUAGGACGGCAGCUUCACUCCGACUCAUUGUUUGUCUAUGUAAACAGCGCUUUCUCGCCAAACCCGGAUGAAUCAGUAAUUGAUCUCUACAAUGUAAGUAUUUUCCUUUUUCCACUGGUUCAAUAUAGUUUGUAUUUGAACUUUGGGAUUGAUGGUAAACUGGUGGUCAACUAUGCUUGUUCCAUGGCAUGGGGCUAA
This is a messenger RNA of Thlaspi arvense, 294 nucleotides long. Lineage: Eukaryota; Viridiplantae; Streptophyta; Magnoliopsida; Brassicales; Brassicaceae. The record is from the annotation of a GenBank genome assembly.